UAUCACUGAGUGCUCAAAAUCGGUUCUGCUGUUUCCAAUCAUGAGCUCGGUUUCAAGCUAAAACACCGAACAUAUACAACUUAUGUUUUUAUUCAAAUGCCAAGUUAAAAGAGGAAAUUACACGUUUUCAACUUCCCACUGUUCUUAGCCAGACGCUCAGAGACCCUCGGCCCCCGUGGAAAUGGAAGAAAAUAUCACCGUCGGUUGAAAGGGAGACGGCAUAUUCGCCCCUGGGGAAAGUGGAUCGGAGUGAUUUUCCGCAUUCCUCUUUUCUCCCUCCCAACGUUUUCCUUUCUUUCCGUUAUCUAAGAGUAUGAUUCUGUCCGGACAGAGGUUCGCGUCAAACCUCAAUCGAAAGGUCGGCCCCUAGCUGAAGAUAAAGACCCACCGAGAGGCCAGGAACGACCAUGGAAUCGGACUGAUUUCGUCAGUAGACCUUCCAUUAAUUGUUCUCAAGGAGAAGGAUAAUAAAAAACGGCCAUGGACGAGCUAAGAAUAAGAGUUGUGACUUACAAUGUUGCUGGUAAAUCCCCAUGUGAAGAUUUAAACGAGAUGUUCAAUCUUGAAGGGAUACUGGACAAUAAGUUACCACCAGACUUCUACAUCAUUGGCCUACAGGAAGUAAAAUCGACACCUCACAAUUACAUACUUGAUACACUAUUCUCUGAUCCAUGGACUAAAGUCUUCAGGGAUUUGUUAGCUCCUUAUGGGUAUGUGAAAGUGAAGACAGUAAGGCUUGUUGGCAUCGUUAUGUCCAUGUUUUGCCUUCGGAAACAUAUAAUUCAUCUCAGGGAUAUGAAAACAUUGUGUACAAGGACGGGACUGAAAGGUUUAUGGGGUAACAAGGGAGGAACAUCACAAAGGCUACAGAUCUACGGUUGUUCACUUUGUUUUGUCAAUUGUCAUCUAGCUGCACAUGAUAAAUACCUGAAAGAAAGAAUAUCAGAUUACAACACAAUUCUUAACUAUCAGAAGUUCAUGCAUCUUGUAGAAUAUCAGCACAUACUAUUUCACGAUUAUAUUUUUUGGUUUGGAGACCUUAACUUUAGACUGGCUGAAGAUUCACUUUCUGCAGAAGAAAUCCUUAUCAAGAUAAAUUCCAAAGAAUACAAAACUCUAUUGAAUCUAGACCAACUCAAGGCUGUCAUGGCGUCCGGCGAAGCGUUCAGCGAAUUAAUCGAACCUGACAUUACUUUCAAGCCCACUUAUAAAUAUUUUGCAAAUUCAAAUGAAUACGACCUUGGACGACGGCCUGCCUGGACUGAUAGGAUUUUGUACAAAGUGAAUGAAAACGUAUAUGAGAAUGUGACCCUAAGUGCAAAGCCAGACUGUUACGAAUCUGUCGAUGAAAUAUGCGUGAGCGACCACAAGCCAGUUGUAGCGACAUUCACAAUAAAAGUUUUUAGCAAUUACGCCGAAAGGUGUGUGCGCAUAGCACCAAUAGGUAAUUGGUACGCCAAUACAAUAAACAAAGCGUUCUGUUUCCUUGGAGAGGAUGUUCAACCCAGCAUCUGGGAUUGGGUUGGCGUCUUUCAAGAUGGCUUCACAAGUCUGGAAGAAUAUGUUGCUUUUAUAUACAUAUCCAACAACCACACUGAUCUGAUGGGGACGACAGUGGCCGUGACGCCACCCAAGAAUGGGGAUAAAAUAGAGCUGAACUUUUAUGAGAAUAUUAUCCGAAUGCCUGGCAAAUACCGGCUGCUCUAUUUCACGCAUGAUUCUGGCAGCGUACUUGGGAUGAGCCAGCCGUUUGAGUUGGUCGGGAGCGACGAGCAGCCAGGUGCAAGCCUGGAGUGGUGACAAACACCUCACAUCCUCACUAAACCUUAAUCAGUGGGUGGGGGUGUGACAAUAAAAUAAAUCACACUAUUGGAAAAAAAUUCUGUGAUUUCAAAUCUGUUUUCUACUAUUUCAUCGAGCAUAUUUCAUAAUUAAUAUGUUCAAUUUUUUUGUUUAAAACAAUAUCUUUUUCAGAACUCUGAAAACCAGGUGACACUGGAUAUUUUAACCUGGCAUCUUCCACAAUUUUUUUAAAUCCAAUUUUGAUUUUUUUUUUUUAACAGAGAUUAGUAUGAUGAUUAAAAAGUAGAAAAUCUAUGUGAUAAAAUUGGUCCAUUGUCAUAUAAUUGCAUUAGUAUUUUAGUAUGGAGCACGGGGAUGAUAGAUUAUUUAAAACAAGCUACAGAAGGAAGAAGGGAAGGAACAAAAAAUAAAAAAAUAUUCUCAGUAUUUCAAUUUGUUCAAUUUUUUUCUCCAUGUAUGGUGUUGGUUAAUAAUGUUUUCAAACACAUAUCUUAAAUCUAUGUAGUUAUAAAGCUUUAUUUUAUUGCUAGCAAGUUACCUAGAAUUAUUGAAGUCUACAUAGACAUAUAUUCUUCACAAACAAGUACAAAGGUUUUCUUAGUGUGUAGUGCUGUUAGUAUAAGCUAAUGUUGAGUGCAAUAAUUGUAAGCUCAUGUAUCUGUGCAAAAAAGAGAUAUUUUAGAAAGUUUAACUACUUCAGAUAUUUAUUUAUUGUUUAAAGAAAAAAAAGUUUCAUCAUAAUUUAGAAAAAAAAGUUUGCUUAUCCUAUAUUGAUAAAAUAUAUUUUUUUUAAUUAAAAAUUUACUUGUUAGUGCCAAACACAUUUUGGGUUGGUUUGAUUUUUAAAUGUGGUAAAAGAAAUGUUCACUUUUCAAAUUCUAUUUGACAAUAUUUGUGUGAUAUGUUUUUACACUGAGCAUUUUUCUUAUUUUUUCCACCAAAACUGUUUAACUGUAGAAACAAAGUUUACAAUAGUUAAUUUGGAUGUUUUUUUGUUGUCAUUUUAAAAAGUUUAGCUUUAUAAAUUUGAUCAUUGAUCUCUGUUUAUAACCCCCAAGUACCAUCUGAACUUUGAAGUAUUUGUUUGUUUGCAUUUAGCCAAUGAAUCGGGUAUGGUUACUCGUCUGAAAGUCUGCUAGGAACCAAGAUUUUAUAAUAAAAUUAAUAUUUUUUUAUUGAAAAAAAUUAUAUAUAUGUAUUCAGGUCAGGAAAGCCGAAUUCCUAAAGCACUGAAUUUUAGUACUGAUUUUUUUACACUAGAUUAUAAUUUUAAAGUUGUUCAUCACCGUUGUUUAAUUAGUUGUUGAUGUAGUGAGUUUCACAUGUAAAGUGAUCAGUAUGGUCAAAUAGAUGUUUUAUUUUGUUACAAUUUUUUGUUUUGAUCCCAUCAAAAUGUUGACUGUUAUGUGGUUAUUAUUUCACAUAUCAACAGAUUUGUUGAGUAUUUAAUAAAAUAUAGCUUGUUAUUUUGGGAAAAUAUAUUGAAUAAAAAAAACAAUAAAAUUAUGAAGUGCCUAAAAUAUUGUUCCAUAAAAGUAUUAAACAAUUUUCUGUACUUAAUAUUAACUGUGGUAGUAUACAUAAACGUUAAAUUAGAACAUUUAAAUAAGAAUUUAUAGUUAUGAAUAAAAAGCUUUUAUCUUUAA
Messenger RNA from Cimex lectularius (bed bug), 3449 nucleotides. Its product is annotated as phosphatidylinositol 4,5-bisphosphate 5-phosphatase A-like. Lineage: Eukaryota; Metazoa; Arthropoda; Insecta; Hemiptera; Cimicidae. Bases 481 to 1800 code for a protein of 439 amino acids. Gene Ontology annotation, biological process: phosphatidylinositol dephosphorylation. The record is from RefSeq and is a predicted model, not a curated record. Gene Ontology annotation, cellular component: plasma membrane; cytoplasm; ruffle. The transcript has 9 exons. Gene Ontology annotation, molecular function: phosphatidylinositol-4,5-bisphosphate 5-phosphatase activity.